CUAGAUCGGCCAUAAGAGACUGGUGUGGUGAGUGAUCCAGAACCACCUGUUGAAUUCACGGAUUUUACAUAUUUUUUAGGCUACAGGGAGUGAGUCACGCUUCUUUCAAGAUGGUGGUGGUGUCGGUGCUGCAGAAGGGACUCACCUCCUAUAAUGGCUGUCUGGCCUCUCAACCACUCGUCACCAAGUCCUGCACCAGUGCCAUCACAGCAGCCUUGGGGGACUACCUGGGCCAGCUCAUCAGCAGACAGCACGCCGUGGACCUCCGCAGCAUUGCCAGAUAUGCCACGUUUGGGCUGCUGGUGACUGGACCGCUGGCUCACAACUUCUACCUCUUCCUGGAUCGUCUGGUGAGGCCGGGGGUGAAGGGAGCCGCCAUCAAGAGACUCCUUAUAGAGCGCCUUGGGUUUGCCCCUCUCCUGGUGUUCCUCUCCUUCUACCUACUGUCACGGAUGGAGGGCAAGAGUCACGCGGCAGCCAUGAUGGAGGUGCGGAUGAAGUGGUUUCCAACACUCAAGAUGAACUGGAGGGUGUGGACUCCAAUACAGUACUUCAAUGUGAAUUAUGUGCCCCAGCAGUACCGGUCCCUGUUUGCCAAUUUUGUCGCCCUGUUCUGGAUUAUGUACCUGGCGAACAAGAGGAGGCAGGCUGUGAAGAAAUAGUAAGAGGAAUAAGAGGGAAGGAGGAGUGCA
Messenger RNA from Portunus trituberculatus (swimming crab), 692 nucleotides. RefSeq names its product peroxisomal membrane protein 2-like. The transcript is spliced from 6 exons. Gene Ontology annotation, cellular component: membrane; cytoplasm. Lineage: Eukaryota; Metazoa; Arthropoda; Malacostraca; Decapoda; Portunidae. Bases 111 to 662 code for a protein of 183 amino acids. The record is from RefSeq and is a predicted model, not a curated record.